AUGAAUCGGAAACAAUUUGCUUAUUUUUUCAUUUUGAUUGGAUUAACCCUAGAUAAUCUGUGUUUGAGCGCUGGGUUUACUAUUACCGAGAGCCUGGAAGAAAAGUUACACGAGGAUUAUGUGACAGUCUCCUGGGUCAUUUCCGCUUACGCGGUGACCCUCGGCUCUUUUAUAAUCUUGCUCGGUAAACUAGGGGAUAUCUUGGGGCUUCACAAGGUUUUCCUUGCAGGACUUGUUUUGAUGAGCAUUACUGCAUUGAUCAACGCCCUUGUGCCCAAAGCUAUACCCCUUAUUAUUUUCAGGGCAAUCCAAGGAGUUUCUGCAGCAGCUCUCAUUCCGACCGGUAUGGGAUUGACAGCCUCGUAUUUUCAAGGCGACCAACUUCUUCUUGCGAUCAGACUACUCAUGCUGGUCUUGACUUCGUCAGGUGGAUUUGGCAUUGUUCUUGGUGGUGCGUUUUCUGUCACCAAAAUUGGUUACAGAGCGUUUUUCUAUUUUAACUUUGCGGUAAGUACGGUGUGUUUUGUUGCUCUUUGGUUCCUUAUCAUACCUGUUGAGCCUCAUCAGUCUGUCAAGAUAAAGAAUCUUGAUUACGGUGGUGCUUUCUUUCUGGUUGUUGGAAUGCUUUUGAUUAUUGUUGGGUUCACGGAGGCAGGAGCCAACUGGAAUUCAGCAAAAGUGUACGUCACAAUCCCAGUGGGAGCUGCGAUUGUAUUCGGCGUUGCACUAUAUGAGAUUGCAUACAUCAGUCAGUACCAGAAAAAGCACCCCGACUCGGACGAUUGGAGGUCUAAAUUAGCCGUUUUAUUUCCCCUCGAGUUGAACAAAGUUCGGCUUUAUGUACUUUCAUGUUGUGGAAGUCUGUUUCACUACUGCGCAUAUACUGUGCUUCAGCUGGGACUCAUUCAGUUUCAUGAAGAGUAUGAUCACGAUUCCCCAUUGAUUGCAGCAUUGAGGGUCCUACCAAUAGUUGCAGCUUUUGUUUUUGGAACCAUCAUCUGGAGACCGGUGUAUGUUCAGAAAGUUGAGGAUAGGUAUCUCAUUAUGGCUUCAGCUAUCAUCUGUAUUGGAAUGACUGCGUGGUCAUCUAAAUUUCAAGCGGGUCAAUAUUGGAGGUAUGAGCUUGUCAGUUUGUUCAUCCUAGGGUGGGUUGUUAACAUCUACUAUCAAAUAGUGUUUGCAACUAUCAUUACACAAGUCCCGCUUCAUUUACAGGCCAAUGCCAGUGGGAUUUUCCAAACAUUUGGACAAAUUGGAGUUGCUCUUGGAAGUGCUGUUACUGCUUCGAUCGUUGGCACCAACAAGUCAAUGCUCAAAGAAAAUGUUGGCAAAUGUUUCUAUCUAGUGUAUGCAUGCUAUGCGGCAGUGUUUGUGAUGUUUGCUGCAAACACUCUCUUCACCAAGAUGAGAGGAAGUGGAUCAACACAAGAUAAUGAGAAGGAGCCUGCAACUCCGAAGAUUGAAUCUGAUGACGGCAUUGUCGAAGAACAGCCAGCGAAUGAUCCAAGUUCGGAUACGUCGCCAAGUUUUACUCCGAACAACAUCAAAAAGUGA
This is a messenger RNA of Ogataea philodendri, 1554 nucleotides long. RefSeq lists its product as uncharacterized. The transcript has a single exon. The record is from RefSeq and is a predicted model, not a curated record. Lineage: Eukaryota; Fungi; Ascomycota; Pichiomycetes; Pichiales; Pichiaceae. Gene Ontology annotation, cellular component: membrane. The coding region runs from base 1 to 1554 and encodes 517 amino acids. Gene Ontology annotation, biological process: transmembrane transport. Gene Ontology annotation, molecular function: transmembrane transporter activity.